CAUCCAUGUUGUAACCUUCCAAUUGCUAACUGUGUUAGGCGUCUCAUUCCUUUCCCGUCGAGACGACCUCUUCCUCUGCUCAGCUGCGGGAACUCUGGGAUCCCCUCAUUUCGCUCCGGGCCUAGGAGCAUGGUGCGACUGCACAGGGGAGGCGCCGCGGCGCACUCGAGACAUCCUCCCGAUGAUAAAAUGACGCCAUUUAAACUCAGCGCAGCCCCACCUUCCCACCUCCGGCGCAGACGAAGGGAGUCGUUGUUUAUUUUUCUUGCGAUGCUGAUCUUGCUAUCACUUCUGCUGGUGUCUGUUCUCACCAUUACGUUUGGGUUCUUUGCAUGCCGUCACGGCUCGUAAAGCCAGACGCCGCGCGGCUAAACGGUUCAACAUUACACCGCCGUCGGCAAUAUGCGGGGUUCGUGAUGAAUGGCUGCUGAUGGCGGUUACGGCCUAGCCGCUCAUCCCUGAUCCUCUCCUGUCUGGUCACCGCGGAAAGUCCUGACCAACGUUGAUGGCUCGCGACAAGGUUCGCAGUGUGCCCAGGAGGCGUGACUUGCACCUAUCGGCCUUCCGGUGACCAGUCACGAUGCUCGCACAUUCCUAGGCACGCACCGUUGUCGGGGGAGAGAACAUACUGGAAUGAGGCCGGCCGCUCCAGUCAGGGGGCACCGAGCGACAGAAAUACUGUGUUUCCAAGAAUUGGCAACGCUGCCACAAUGGCCGGUGUGUAAGAGAGUAGAAAGGCUGGUUGAAUGUUUCCAUCUUUUUCAUCAGUCAUGAUUCGUUCUAAGACUGAUUCGAACUGACAAUAGGAGCAUGAUGUCUUGGUUCGGUCGCAACCGCAACGGUUAACCCAAUGAUCGUACUUAUUCUCAACGCCAGCUCAUUGGUAACUUGGCGAUCAUAUCGGUCAUUUCCGAAUGGUUCAGUCAUUCAUUGAAUAAUCAUGGUGUUCCAUGACGAUUCUAUAUUCACCUUACACUUCAGAGGUUCUGUCAGAGACUUUGUGUCAUUGGAUUUGCUGUGACUUCUUGCGUGAUUACGAAACCACACCAAUAUCGUUACACCACUGUUAUCGCGUGCCAGCGUUGGCAUUUGGCGCUCUUUGGACAGUUGAACGUGAUUCAUCGUUACUAAUCGGGUUGAUGAAGACUGGUUCCGAAAGCAGCUGUACCCAGAAGUCCGAAUCCAGUCCAUUUUAGCUGACCGUCUUCGGAUACUCACAAUCACGGGAAUUUACAGAAGAUGUGCGCACGCCAAUGAGAUUUACGUUCAGUCUACCUACACCCUGCGUUUACUCAAUGCAAGAGCACGUAGCUCCCUGUAUUGUUUUAACCACGUCAUACCCAUUCGCACUUCCCGGCGUCCACCGCCGGUUGACAUAAUGCGUCUUCCAGGAAAACGUGGCGAUACGUGCAGCUCCGAUACAAUUGGAUCACCGUUUCCUUGCGUUGUAAUUGGCAAUGUUACUGGUGUUUGGUAGUUCAUUAAUGGAUGUUUUGGUUUACGCCUCAGAGGAAAAGUAGUGCGUAUGAGGCCUGUCUGACGGGGAAAUGUGUGCCGGUCAGAACAUUGCCCUUUUACCGCGUCUAACAUUGUAACGUGCUGUCGUAAGAUGGUGUAACGCUAAAAAUACCAUAACUGAUUCAGCGAGUUAAAUUUCUUACAAUUUUUAUCGUGGAGUGUUAUUGAGACGAUCGGAACGAGCACAGUCACCGUCCAAUGUGCAUGGUUUGCAGCUCGUGGCGGUUUAUAUGAAAUAUUUGCACCUCUAAUAGUACCAUACGGGUCUUACGGAUUAUCUUGUUCAGUAAGACGCCGAAGCCCUGAUGAUUUUUACUGAUUUUGGUCCUGGCCUUGUGCACUUCUUAUAUAACUCCUGUGGCCUCCUCGCUCUCAGUAAAGAGCGUCUCCCCGUUCCUAAGGACACUCUGUGCAUCAGAGAGCAUCUCUCAGUGCCAUGUCAGGCUGACUGCGUUACCGGUGACGCGUCGUCUGCCGGGCGUCCGGGGCCCCCGUGCGGGGCUGGCGGUGCCCCGGCUGGAAAGGCCGUGCGGUCGACGCUACCGGUGUGGGCCGGCCCCCGCCGCUGCAGACGCCGGCGCAUAUAUACUGCACCCGAGCUCAGCAGGUCAUCAGUAGCACGCUACCGUCACAGACGCACAGAGCAGCAGCAAGAGAAUACUGGACGAUCUCACCUCAGAGAACAUGGAACCGAUCAAGGUCGUCCUGCUCGUGGCGCUGUGCGCCGCCUCUGCUGCCGGCUCGAGGCUGAGCUGCCGCGCCCGCUCCCAGUGCGCGCAGCCCUACCUGGGGCGGCUGGGGAGGCCUCUGACCUGCGGUGGCAGCUUUGAUCUGAUCGUCUGUAGGAGCGAGGGACUGUCGGUCCGUCAGCAGACACCUGUCACCACACCGGUCACCACCUUCGACACCACUCCCUUCACCACCGGCCCCGCCCUGGAGCCGCAGCCUUCCCCGUCGUUCCCCAGCGCCGCCCAGUCCCCGAGCCACCUCCAGAACCUGCAGGGCAACUCGAACCUGGGCCGCCGGUUCGGCUCUCGACUGCAGAACCAGGCGCAGCGCACUGCUCAGGGACUACAGGCGCUGUCCGCUCAGCAAGGCGCCGCACCGGCCGCCUUCCCAGCCCCGGCGCUGGACAACCGGGGAGGGUUCUUCCGCGGACGGCUGUGAGCUCCCGCUCGUCUCGCCGCGCCGUCGUUCUCGUGUCCUUUCUCGUUAUUUCGUCAUUAUGCCGUCUUCCUGGCUCGCUGUUUCGCCCAAGGAGGACAACGAACUUUUAAAUGAAACCUGUAGGUACUGUGUCUGUGAGCUUGAUCCUGGAUGGAAACCAAAGAAGACGAAAGGAAGGUGUGAUACGGGUUCUUGUAGAUUUUGUAAGACAUCAGUGUAAAAGAUGAAUUGGUGUAAAAUAUAUUUCGCUACUUUACUUAUGUCAUCUGUCCAUUGUUUGCAAGGCAAGUAGAGAUGAGAUGCACUCGACGCUCUCGUGUCUCUAGCCGAUCAUGAUGUUGAGAGUACCAAUGUGUGAGGACACACGUGUCUUAUGGGGGAUUUCUCUGGGAUUGAGGCUGUGGCUCAGGCUUAGCCCGAGACUGACCCUCAAAGCCAGAUGCCGAAAAAGUGACCGUCAUGCUCUACUUGGAAGGUUUGAUCAGGUCAAUGACCUUUGAAUGAACUUAGCUACCUCGGCUUGAAAAAAAAAUGCGGGACAUGUUAUCAUGCGUAUUGUGUUGUGGUUUGAAAAUGAGUUCGGAUUGUGGAAAACAGAACGCUGACUUGUUGAAUGAGCAAGUGUGUAGAGAUGGAUUUUAUCGUUUCUGAGAAAAUUGAUGAAGACUAGCAUGAAGGCCGCAUCAUGCACGCUUACGUAGGCGUGAAAACUAUGUUUUGGGUCCACUGGCACAUGCACGACAGUGCCUCGUCAAAAUUCAGACACGCCGUGUCAAUAUUUGCACUGUGAUUGCCGUGCGAAGCCCAAGUUUGUGCCUUGUUCCUACAAGCGGAUUGCAGAAUGCAAGCUAGAGUGUGCGGCCUCUCGUCGAGCUCUCUCCGCUCCCCGUCGCCGCUCUCGGGCCAACAGCGGCGCCUCUAGCGGCAGCGAGCGCCGAUCUACCUCCGUCGCUGGCCACCAGGCGGCUCUGCGGUCGCCCGGCGGCGGCACCGACUCGGGGUCGAUGUCUGCUGCACGUGGAACGGUGGCCGGCCGGCGCGCCGGCUCAGUACGGCGGCGGCGGUGCCGGCGGGGAGGUGCGUGCGGUGGCAUAGCGCAGUGUCAGAGCAGAGUGCUCCCAGCGGUGUGGCCCGCGCAGACCGUCACCAUGGAUGUGCUGGCGAUGGACGAUGAAGACUUCCUGGGACUGAGCAGCGGCGAUAUGCGCGACAUGUGGGACACGUCCAACCUUCUGGAGACGUCGCUGGCGGAGGGGGACGGCGAGUGGGCCGGUUACGAGGAGCGCGGCGGCGGAGGCGGUUCGUCAGUGAUCCUACGCGACAGGAUGAUCACCGAGGCCAGUCUGCCGAUCCGCUCCGAGCACUCCUACUGUAACGACGUGCCCGAGCUGAGACUACCGCACAUCAAACUCGAGGAUGACAUGGAGAGCGAGUGCUACCCGGCCAUCUCCAUGUCAACUGCGACCAGCGGCGGCGGCGGCGGCGGCGGCGGCGGCGGCGCCGACGUGGACGACCUGGUCACCCGGCUCGACUCCUCCUCCUCGUCCUCCUCGAGGACUCUCUCCUCGGCCUCCUCCGACGACUCGGGAAUCGUCCUCCGACCCUGUGACACCGUCAGCCAGCCCAGCGCGGUAUCAGUGGCUCCCAUCACCGUCAGUAUGGGCGUCAGUGGCGUCAGCGGCGUCAGUAACGUCACCCAGCUGGGCGGCGUGGCCACGGUGACGGCGGCGGGUCAGCGGCAGGCGGUGGCCGUCCAGCCGACGGCGCCCCGGCGACUGGUGCUCACCCCUCAGACUCGCGAGGAGCUGCAGCUGCUCCGGGCCGACCGCACCACGCAGCAGGCGCAUAUCAAGAUAUCGGCCGGCCAGUCCGUGUUACGGCCUCAGACGAUCGUUCUCACCUCCCGUCCGAGCCUGGUGCAGAGGCCGGCCGACAGUGGCGCCGUGCCGCGGCUGAGCGUCAAACUAGAGCCCAACACAGCGUUCGUGUUACCGCCGACACCUCCAUCGUCUGUGGACUCUGACGGCGGCAGCUCGCCUCCGUACGCCGGCUCGUCGCGCGUCUCCCCAGUCCGCUCGCUGCUGCAGCGGCCCCCCAAGGUGCUGGUGACCGCCGGCCGGCCGUCCGUGCGACAUGUUAGCGCGUCACUCAUCUCUACCACACCGCGGGGAGCCCACGGGACAUUGUACCUUACCGAGGAGGAGAAGAGGACACUCAUCUCCGAGGGCUACAGCGUGCCCAACCGGCUACCGCUCUCCAAAGCCGAGGAGCGCUCACUCAAGAAGAUUCGGAGAAAAAUUAAAAACAAGAUCUCCGCCCAGGAGUCCCGGCGCAAGAAGAAGGAGUACAUGGACCAGAUGGAGCGCCGGCUGGACCAGAUGGCGGCCGAUAACGACGAGUACCGCCGCCAGCUGGAGCAGCUGGAGGCGCAGCGGCACCGGCUCAGCACCUCUAACGCCCAGCUGGAGCAGCGUAACGCCCAGCUGGCCACGCAGCUCGAGCAGCUGCGCAAACUGAUCGGCGCCGACUGUCCGCAGAUCAAGGAUGAGAAGCAAGAAGUAGAAAAUCCAAAGUAAUGCAAGCUACUUAGGCGCAACAAUGCAUCAGGUCACACGGGACGCGGCUGAAUACGCGGCCAUCUAGUCUUCCAUUCUCAUCGACUACGCAUUCGACUCGCAUGCAUCGCCGCCGUCCGUGGGCCUCGAUCCGAGCGCCACUUACACAUGAUGGUCGCGUCGCGGGCGCCACCUACAUGGUUCGCGCAGAGGUGGAUCUGUACAAAGAUUAUGCCGUCGCCAGCAGCCGCGACAGAAGAGCGUGCGACAUUCCCGGGAGCCGGGCCGCUCGGGCAGACCAGUCGAGCCGGCGGCCCCGAGGCGCUCCGAACAUUCCAGGUCGUGAGAGAUGCUGCACUUAUCGUCGUUGAGCUCGUGUUUGAAAGUGUGUGCCUUACCACAGAAGUACCGUGAAGUUGCAAACGGUCUUAAAGUUUCCAUUGUUAUUUUCUUCAAUCGACAUUGAAGAUGACUUGUUGAGUUUUGAUAGUUAGGUGUUUUCGGAAUUCUUUACUUGUGCUCCAUCACAUGACACACCUAAUUAUUAACAUUGGACAUCAUACCCAUGCACAAGCGCAUCAUUUUUUGUAAAAAAUGAAAAGUCCACAUGAUGCACCACUAGUGCCAAGUUUACCAAACUGGAACCGACCAUCCUCAGAGUACCUUUGGAUUUCCAACUGAUUGGUCUACCUCGAUCCAUCUACAUUUUCCGACUGACAUCUUCGACCGCGUCUGCUCACUAGCCUUCCACCAAUCACAGCCUGAACACACCUGACCAGAGUGCCUUCCUCCCGUCCCCGUCUGCCCCCCCCCCCCCAUCACUGGGGGACACCUUGCGGUGCUUCAUGUCCACUGGUUGGCGUGCGUGGCGUGCAAUACAUAUUUACAUCGUAA
Messenger RNA from Amphibalanus amphitrite, 6134 nucleotides. Its product is annotated as cyclic AMP-dependent transcription factor ATF-6 beta-like. Bases 3690 to 5261 code for a protein of 523 amino acids. The transcript has 11 exons. Gene Ontology annotation, biological process: regulation of transcription by RNA polymerase II. The record is from RefSeq and is a predicted model, not a curated record. Gene Ontology annotation, molecular function: DNA-binding transcription factor activity, RNA polymerase II-specific; cAMP response element binding. Lineage: Eukaryota; Metazoa; Arthropoda; Thecostraca; Balanomorpha; Balanidae.